This is a messenger RNA of Plectropomus leopardus (leopard coralgrouper), 1106 nucleotides long. It is a transcript of the gene cldn23.1, whose product is annotated as claudin 23.1. Lineage: Eukaryota; Metazoa; Chordata; Actinopteri; Perciformes; Serranidae. Gene Ontology annotation, cellular component: membrane; bicellular tight junction. Gene Ontology annotation, molecular function: structural molecule activity. The record is from RefSeq and is a predicted model, not a curated record.
GGGACCGAGGCAGACAGAUAAAGCUCCGCCCACGGCCAAAGUUUCAGUCAGACGUGUUUUUUAAGAGCAGCUGUCAAAACUCAGUCGCUCCUGUCUAAAUUACUACACCGUGUUUGGAAAUAAACACAGCAACAUCAACAGCAGCAACAGCAAUCAUGCCGAGGCGAUCAACGCAGGAAUGGAUCCGCUUAUCUUUACGCACGCCGGGCAUCCUGAUCUUCGGGAUGGUUUUGGCUCCAUGCGGCUGGAUCCUGGACCUGACCGCCACUGUGGCCCCAAACUGGAGGACCCUCCACGACCUCCCCAACACCCCGUCCGAUGAGUUCAUCCAGCAGGGCAUUUGGGACAUCUGUAGGGCCACCUCAACCAAUACGAGAGCAGAGUGCGGGCUGACGGACACCACAUAUUUCGGCAACCAGAUCAUCGAGGUCGCCCAGGGUUUGAUGGUGGCCUCCCUCAUCGUAACUCUACUCGGGCUGGCUGUGGCCAUCCCAGGGGUCCGCUGCUGGAAAGACAGGCCCAACUGGACCAUAGCUGGCCUGGGUGGACUGUUGAUCUUCCUCUCGGGCGUCAUGACCAUCAUCCCCAUCGCCUGGUACACCCACAUCCUCGAAGAGGUCACAUCGGUGUCUCCUCUCAUAUCUGUGCGCGUCGGCUACUGCAUCAUCCUGGGCUACAUCGGCGGGAUCAUGGAGGUCCUGGCUGGCUUUGUCAUGUUCAUCGGGAUCUGCCGGUGUUGCGGAGGAAAGAACAGAGGGGAAAGGCGGAUUGAGGAGGUCACUGGUCCCCGGUUUAGCCACCAGAAGCAGCCACCGAGACGGGUCGAUGUGCCGAGCCUGAACCGGGCCAGGAGCAGCGCCAGCAGCAGCGUGCCAUAUUCAAAGGACUCCCUGGAUGAUGAUGUGUCCUUCCCAAGAGCCAAGACCCCCGCCCGGUCAGUCAACACCUCCUACAACGGCAGACCCUAUGAUGCAGACCUAUGAGAGACCCAUGCCCCACAUCUGGAGACACACAAGGAGAAGAGAACUCCACCCUUUGAAACCUGGAGCAACAUCACUUUUCUUGUGUUGCUUUCACAAGUAUUUAAGCCUAUGAACGCAAGCAAG